CUCUGCAUCCGAUGGACCAAAUUUUAGCAAGUGUAAUCGGAGAACGGUGUAAAGUGCAUCUGUUUUGUGUGAAAUAUCUAUAAAUAAUAUUAAAAAAAUGUCCUGUGGGGCGGAAUGUCUGUCCCUCGGUCCCCCACCGGACUCCAUCCUGCACAUGCCACCGCCGCCACUGCCCGCCUUCCUGGCCAGUGCUGCCAACCUCACACCACCAUGCAGGGCCUCCAAGUGCCCCCCUCACAGGAACAACGAGGAGAACUCCUUGUUCCCUGGAGUGGAGUACCAUGAGCUACCCAGACAUGAGCCUGCAACUAACGACGACACCUGGUUCCUCGUGCUGAUCACCUGCUGCAUCGCUGUACUGUGCAUAGCUGCACUACUAGCGUUGUUCCUGCUCAAAUGCAGAGAUUGGAAAAAAUCUCAUGGGUUUUUUCUCGACAGGGCACGAGGAGGAUGCAAGAGCGGUACUGGUAAGGCAUCAGGCUCCAACGCAUUAUACGGAGGAGCAGCCAUUGACUCGCGCGUCCUAUGGGCAGCGCUGACACCGCGAGGCACGCGACACUUCGUCGCCGACACCUACCCUCACGACGAGACCGAGGACCAUCACUACGAGUGUGUAGAGCCCCCGCUAUACAAACUCGGCCCACCAGAAGACCUCGCCAUUCCACGACAUUUCAACGUAGAAUAUGAAGACCCUGCUCCACUAAUUGAGAGCUACAGUGAUAGAACUGAAGAAUACUUCCGGAAUGGCAUGGAUACCCUUCGCCGUGGCAACCGGCCUCUCGUCUCCUCGCCAACAAGGAUCGAACGACCCAACCUGCCUCCUCUCAACCUGCAACCACGCACCCUGCGGAGGGCCCCUCACUCCCGCCGAGUGAGUGAUGCGAAUAAUCCGGAGAAAUCGGCCAUCUGAACCGAGAGUGGCGCGGUCUUUUCCGUCGCCGAUACUACCGAUAUCGAUUACGAUUGGCAGUCGAUCGAGAACUCGAAUGUUGAUCGUCUCGUUUGAGGACCACUCUUUGCUGACACAUUAUGUUCAAGUGUUUGGCACCUGGACUGAAGUUUUAAAAUUUGCUCUGGACUUUUUACUUAGAACGCUUAUCCGCAUAACAAGCUGAUAGUAAGAA
Messenger RNA from Spodoptera littoralis (African cotton leafworm), 1124 nucleotides. The record is from the annotation of a GenBank genome assembly. Lineage: Eukaryota; Metazoa; Arthropoda; Insecta; Lepidoptera; Noctuidae.